Prorocentrum cordatum is the source of this 2599-nucleotide messenger RNA. Lineage: Eukaryota; Dinophyceae; Prorocentrales; Prorocentraceae. The record is from the annotation of a GenBank genome assembly.
GCGGCGGGCGUCCCCCGCGGGCGCCGGCGCCCUGGGGGCUCUCGCUGGGCCUCCUGCGGGCGGCCGCGGGGGCCGCCGCCGCGGAGAGGAGGAGGAAGGCGGCGGCGGCGGCGAGGGGACCGUGCUCUUCAAUGAUGCGCUGCCCGCCCUGGCGGACGGGGUCCGCAGCGGGCUCGGGGCCCACCGCGCGCGGGAGCGCGCCGGCUCCUCGGACUGCCGCCCGGACGGCUCCGUGGGGCCCUCGGCUCUGGCCGCCGCCCGCGCCGGGGCCGUCGCGGCGCUGCUGCGCGCGGGGCCGGACCCCAUGGUGCUGCAAGAGCUGGACACGCCUGGCGUCGACGAGGUCUUCCGAGACUUCUCGGCGGCGCUUCCAGGCUGUCCCCAGGCGGUGCUGCAGGGGACGCUGGCAAAGCUGGAUCGCAUGUUGCUGCACCUCCGCAGGAGUUGCGCGGCGCAGUCGCUGGCGGGCGUGUGCAGGGCCAACACGCCGUUCAUGUUCGACAUGUUUCUGUACUACGUGGUGCUGAAGUAUGGCCUGCUGGAGCUCUACGCCGUUGAGUCGGGGGGCGCCAACCUCUCGGAGGCCAGCGCGUUCCGCGGCUGGCCGAUCACGAAGGUGGAGCAGCGCGUGUGGUUCUCUUUCGGCGCGCUCUGGCGCGUGAUCUGGCCGGAGCGGGACUUCUGCUCCUGCGUCGAGGGCUACGACUACUACACCACGUUGCACGCCCUCUUCGACCUCUCCCUGCACAUCACCCGGCCAGAUUUUCCAGACCGGGUGCUGCGGAGCACGUCGGAGGUGCACCGCAUGGUUCGGGCUGCCGAUCACUGUGACGAGUGGCUCGACCAGGACUUCCUGCGCAUCUUCUCGUCCUACGCCAAGCUCUCCGCGUGCCUGCCUGGUGCAGUCAUGGAGAACAUCGUCUGCAUGCAGAGGUGGCUGCUCGAUGGGAAAGUCAUGGGUGCCCUGAACACCGCAGAGAUGAUGGUCAAGCUCCUGACCAUGAGCGACACCUGCAUGGACGACACCAGGUGGCCCUUUACGAAGGAGGACGUCCUGCACAACUUUGCGCGGCUGGCGCUCCGCUGGCCUGAGGUCGACGAGGGCUGCGGGGCCCUCAACCGAUUCGGCCACCGGAUCUCGCCGGGCCCCUGCCCCGUUGGCGUCGACCAGCGGGCGUACCGCGGCCUGCUCUGGACGCCGUCGCGGCUCCAGCAGCAGGGCCGCUUCGGCGCGUGCACGAUGGACUUUGCGAGGGCCUGCGUCGUUGACGGGACCGUCACGGUCGCGGAGCACCCCCAGGUGCCCUUCCUGGAGACGUGCUCCGAGACCGGGGGCAACCGGCACGCCUUCCGGGUCGAGGCCGAGCUCCUAGAGGCCGAAGCCGGGCGGCCCGCCGUGGGCUUCGUGCUGAACCUGCCCGAGAGGUCCACCAACAUCUGGCACAACGUGCACUGGCUAGUGCCCGCGGUGGCGCGGCUGCACGGGGACCCCAGGCUCCGCCGCCGGGUGCCGGGCGAGGUGCUGCUCCUGCUGCUGUACCAGGGCUACACCUUCCAGGAGGGCAAGCUGGAGUACGCGCCGCCGCCCGCCGAGGACCUGGCCGCCCUGGCCGAGCAGGCCCGCGAGCUCGAGGCGUGGACGGUGCAGUACGCCCCGCUCCUGCGCCUGCUCACGGCCGCGCCGCCGGUCCUCUUCCGCGGAGUGCGCCGGCGCUGCUUCGAGCCGCUGCUGUGGGGCCACGCCAACAUGCGCGCGGACCGCGAGCUGGCGCAGCCCGGCGCCGUGGGGCCCGCCGAGGUGGACGUGUUCCGGGGCGCCCUGGGGGCCGCGCGGGGUGCAGACCUCGAGGCCCUGGCGGCGGGCUUCUGGGGCCGCGCGGCUGCCGCGGAGGGGCCACCGGCCGUGCUGCUGGUGCAGCGUGACCUGAAGGACCUGCGCGCUUUCGAGGACCUGGCGGGGCUGGCCGCAGCCGGGCUGGCUCCGCUGCAGGCGCGCGGCGAGGCCACCUGGCGGGCCGUGGACGACCUCGGGCGGCAGCCGCUGCUGUUCCAGGCCGGCGUCUUCCGCAGCGCCGACGUGCUCAUCGGGGCCGUCGGGGCGCCGUUGGCCUGGAUGGUCGUGAUGCGGCCCGGGAGCCAGGUGCUCGAGUGGCUGCCCGAGGGCGUGCCUCCGACGCUGUACCGGUGCAGCGAGGCCUGGAACGCGGACGCCCUCGGCAUGUUCGGGGGCCUCGGGCGGCUGGCGCGCGUGGACCAUGUCUGCCUGCGCAGCGAGGCCACGCCCCCGGAGGUGCCUGAGAGCCGCAGGUGGUCUGGGGUGAAGACCUCAGCGAAGGAGUCGGACUGGCGCCUGCGCAACCUCAAGCCAGACCGGGCGAAGUUUGCGCGCUGGAGCGCGGAAGCCGUGAUGAGGGCCAGGCGUUCCAGGGAGACCCUGUUGCGGCCAGCAGAUGGCGCUCCCUUCCUUCGCCUCUACUCAUCAUCAUCUUCGCCCUGUGAGAGCAAGGCGUCGGAAGGGCGUUGGGGAGUGUCCUGCGGCCGCCUUAGGGUGGGCACUUUCUGGCGCCGUCGAAGGUGGACUGGUGCUGUUCGGUCUUCG